This is a messenger RNA of Phycomyces blakesleeanus NRRL 1555(-), 834 nucleotides long. Its product is annotated as Homeodomain-like DNA binding domain-containing transcription factor. The coding region runs from base 1 to 834 and encodes 277 amino acids. NCBI's taxonomy places the organism in Eukaryota, Fungi, Mucoromycota, Mucoromycetes, Mucorales, Phycomycetaceae. The transcript has 9 exons. The record is from RefSeq and is a predicted model, not a curated record.
AUGCGUAAACUCAAGUUGAUAGUUUCUAGACUUCCAGUGCAAAAACGUGCAACGUACGGUCAGGUUGUUGAUGAGCUGACCAAGUUAAAUAUUACGACAGAUCUUGAAUUGCACAAAUGCAAUGUAGUCAAUGUCUGCAAGCAACUAGAUAUUUCUAAAGCCUUAUUACGUGCAUUCAGAAGAGAAAUCUCGUUGAUGCCAAUAUCAAGAGUAACUUUUAAAUCAUUGGUUAGACUAUCCACAGGCAAUGUGAGAAUUGACCAGAUUCUUAAAGGAGGGAUUCUGAAAGGCGAAAUAGUCGAAUUUUGUGGAGACUUGUGCGAGACAUCAAGUUUUGCUAUGCAUGUCCUGCGUCUGUUUUUACUAAGCUACCCAUCUCACAAGGCGCACCAUGUUGACACAACAGGAAGGUUUGAGACCAAGCUAAUGGAACGGAUCUUAUUAGAAUCUUCAAUAGAGAACCCAAAUGGUCUCCUGUUGAGAACGGAUUGCUCGAGAACAGUGGGAGCAAGUGAUACUAUUCAGUUGCUGGAGCAGAUUGGGGCUCUCUAUUCAAUAUCAAAAACCCCGACUGGAUUGGUUGUCUUGGAAGAUAUUUCUGCCCUAUUCUAUACGGACAGAACUCAAGUAUUGCACAUGAUACGAACUCUUAGAUGUCUUGGCAGACUUGGAAUAACUGUGAUUAUUAUUCGAGAGGGUAAUAACAGAUAUGAAUUUGGAUACAAAGAAAAUAAAUUGGAAUCUGGUAUCGAUCUUCGGGUGUUCUUUCAACAAAAUCGGACUAUAGGCAAUCAAUUUCGUGUGAGAGGUUAUAUGCCACGUGGAAUACGAUAA